UAUCGCCCCUGAAUCGAUUAGUGUCUCUGUAUCUGAAUAACAGCGGGUUUUCAGGUACUUUUCCAUGGAAUUCACUUUCCAACAUGACGGGUCUUGUUGAUUUGAGCCUCGGAGACAACCAGUUCGAUUCUUCGAUUCUGUUUCCAGAUGUGGUGGUGGGACUUACUCGGUUGAAAUUGCUUUACUUGUCGAAUUGUAAUAUUCAAGGCCAAAUUCCUCCCGGAAUUGGGAAUCUCACCGAGCUUGGAAGUUUAGAGCUCUCCGACAAUAAUAUUACCGGCGAAAUUCCGCCGGAGAUUUCGAAGCUUGGGAAGCUAUGGCAGCUAGAACUCUACAACAACAGCUUAAUUGGAAAAUUCCCAUCUGGGUUCGGAAAUUUAACGAGUCUUCAGAAGUUUGAUGCCUCCAUGAAUUAUCUCGAAGGUGAUCUUUCGGAGCUUAGGUCGUUGACUAAUCUGGUGACUCUGCAACUAUUCGAAAAUGGGUUUUCCGGAGAAGUUCCGGUGGAGUUUGGUGAGUUCAAAAAGCUAGUGAAUUUAUCGCUUUACACGAAUAAACUCACUGGUUCUCUUCCUCAGAUGCUUGGUUCCUGGGCUGAUUUUGAUUUCAUAGAUGUUUCGGAGAAUUUUCUGACGGGUCCGAUUCCGCCGGACAUGUGCAAGCAAGGGAAGAUGAUGAAGCUCUUGAUUCUUCAGAACAAGUUUUCCGGCGAAAUUCCGGCGACUUACGUAAACUGUUCGUCGAUGACUCGAUUUCGGGUGAGCAACAAUUCGCUUUCCGGCGUAGUUCCGAGUGGAAUUUGGGGACUACCCAAUGUCGGAUUAAUCGAUAUCGCCAUGAAUCAAUUUCAAGGUCCGAUUACAUCUGAUAUCCAAAAUGCCAAAUCAUUAGUUCAACUAUUUCUCUCUAACAAUCAAUUAUCCGGCGAAUUACCGCCGGAGAUUUCGAAAGUUUCAUCAUUGAACGAGAUUGAUCUGAGUUACAAUCAAUUUUCCGGCGACAUUCCAGCGACAAUCGGCGAGCUCAAACAACUAAACAGACUUCAAUUACAGAACAAUAGUUUUUCGGGUCCAAUUCCGGACAGUGUAGCUUCUUGUAUCGCUCUCAACGACUUAAACAUGGCAGACAAUUCACUUUCCGGCGAAAUUCCGGCGAAUAUCGGAUCAUUACCGGCUUUAAACUCAUUAAACUUGUCGAAAAACAAGCUCUCCGGUCAAAUUCCGGCGAGCUUGGCAUUUCUGAGGCUAAGCCUUCUGGAUCUCUCAUACAACCAAUUAACUGGACCGGUACCGCAAUCUCUUUCGAUUGAGGCCUAUAACGGCAGCUUCGCAGGAAACAUUGGCCUCUGCAGUCAGAACAUCAACUUUUUCCGGCGAUGUUCGUCAGAUUCCGGGUCAUCCCACGAGCUCCGAAUAGUCAUACUCUGUGUAGCUUUGGGUGCAAUUCUGUUGCUUCUCUCAGUUUCAUGUUUCUUGUACUUCAAGAAAACCCACAAAGAUCAAGAAGACAGAUCAUUGAAACAAGGUUCUUGGGAUCUCAAAUCUUUCCAUGUUCUGAGCUUUACGGAAGAUGAGAUUCUCGAUUCAAUCAAGCAAGAGAAUCUGAUAGGAAAAGGUGGGUCAGGAAAUGUGUACAAAGCUUCGCUACCCAAUGGUAAAGAAUUGGCAGUGAAACACAUUUGGAACUCAAAUUCCGGGAUAAAAUCCCGGAUCACAUCUCCGAUGUUGCCAAAGUCCGGCGCCAGAAAGUCACCGGAAUUUGAUGCAGAGGUUGGAACAUUGAGCUCGAUUAGGCAUGUUAAUGUGGUGAAAUUGUAUUGUAGUAUAACAAGCGAGGACUCGAGCUUGUUGGUUUACGAGUACAUGCCUAAUGGGAGUUUGUGGGAUCGAUUGCAUGAUAGUUGUAGAAAGAUGGGUUUGGAUUGGGAGAGUAGAUAUGAGAUUGCAGUUGGGGCGGCGAAGGGGUUGGAGUACUUGCACCAUGGUUGUGAGAGGCCGGUGAUUCACCGUGAUGUUAAGUCCAGUAACAUUUUGUUGGAUGAAAAUUUGAAGCCUCGGAUUGCGGAUUUUGGGUUGGCAAAGAUUGUUCCGGCGAGUGCUAGCAAGGACUCGACUCAUGUGAUUGCCGGAACACAUGGCUAUAUUGCUCCCGAAUAUGGGUAUACCUAUAAGGUGAAUGAGAAGAGCGAUGUCUACAGUUUUGGGGUAGUUUUGAUGGAGCUUGUCACGGGAAAAAGUCCAAUCGAGCCGGAGUUUGGAGACAACAAGGACAUAGUGAACUGGGUGUCAAGCAAGCUGAAGAGUAAAGAGAGUGUGUUGAGCAUUGUAGACGCCAGAAUCCCAGAAGCUUACAGGGAAGAGGCAAUCAAGGUGUUGAAAAUUUCCAUUCUCUGCACCGCUAGGCUUCCGGCGUUGAGGCCUACAAUGAGAACUGUGGUUCAUAUGCUAGAAGAAGCCGAGCCUUGUAAAUUAGACGGCAUCGUCAUCGGUAGUAAGAGAGAGGAAGUGAAGGACUAAAAUCAAGUUUAAUCCAAUCAAUUGAUGGUCGAAAUAGAUUGUUGUCUAGUGUUUAGAGAAAUUUUGGUUCGUCCGCGGUCUUCCAUUGUCAGUUGUAAUAUGGGUGGCUUGUAUUGUUUCGGAGAAAUUCUGUAGAGUAAUGUUUGUCACUUGUAUAUUGUAAUAAGAAGAGUACGAAUAUAUGAAGUAGUUACAGAAACGGGACACAGAAUAAGUAUAUGUGAAUUCAGUGUCCAUUUUUCGGUGACUCCUUUUCUUUUUAAAUUCCUUUGGAACCUGAAACACAAGCUUCAAAUGGUAACUAUAUAUGGAUGCUUUUGUUUCCAUUUGUAA
Camellia sinensis is the source of this 2849-nucleotide messenger RNA. RefSeq names its product receptor-like protein kinase 7. Gene Ontology annotation, biological process: protein phosphorylation. NCBI's taxonomy places the organism in Eukaryota, Viridiplantae, Streptophyta, Magnoliopsida, Ericales, Theaceae. The record is from RefSeq and is a predicted model, not a curated record. Gene Ontology annotation, molecular function: protein kinase activity; ATP binding; receptor serine/threonine kinase binding.